Messenger RNA from Synchiropus splendidus (mandarinfish), 2227 nucleotides. RefSeq names its product calcium release activated channel regulator 2B (gene cracr2b). Lineage: Eukaryota; Metazoa; Chordata; Actinopteri; Syngnathiformes; Callionymidae. The coding region runs from base 63 to 2000 and encodes 645 amino acids. The transcript is spliced from 18 exons. Gene Ontology annotation, molecular function: GTP binding; calcium ion binding; GTPase activity. The record is from RefSeq and is a predicted model, not a curated record.
UAGAAUGUCGCUGUGUCGCCAAACUGAUCAAAGGUAGCGGACACCUGCCACCAGCACACCGAAUGUCGAAGUGGCUAAAUGAUGAUGAAGUGUUGGAGGGUAAAGGCAGCGGUGGGGGAGUCCUCCUCAGCCCCAGAAUCCGAAUCCCUCGAUCAGGCGGGGGGCGGACUUCACUGUCUUCCCCCAGCACCAGAGAAGCGGCCCCUGGAGGCCCAAACGUGGAGACGAUGGGCAAGGCCAGAGAGCUAUUUGUGCUUUGUGACAAAGCAGGCAAAGGGUUUAUCACCAAGAUGGACAUGCAGAGGCUACAAGAAGAACUGCCGCUGUCACCUGAGCAGCUGGACACAGUUUUCGAAAGUCUGGAUCGUGAGAGCAAUGGGUUCCUUACUCCAUUGGAGUUCACCAAAGGCCUUGAUGAACUUGUGGGGCUGGUGGACAUGGACAGUCAUGUUGAGGAUGAGUCAGAAGAGGACCCCGGCCUGGUGGUGCCCACUAAUGAUCCUGCUGCAGAUGGAUUCAUCAACAUACUAGUGGAACUUGGUGCUGACAAGCUUUUUAAUGAUCAGCAUGAGCUCUGCAUUCUGUGGUGCGAGCUGAAGAGGGACAAACCUGAAAUUCUUAAUGCUUUGGAGAGUAUUCUGCUCGCUACGUUGUCCCGUCAGCAGGACAACAUCAGGGAGCGGGAGAGUCUGGAACAAGCUUUACGCAGACGAGAAAGUGAACAUGAGCAGGUUGUUCAGUCCAUUUAUGAAGAAAUGGAGGAUCAAGAGAGAGAAGAACGUGAACUACAGAUGUCCCAGGACAUUCUGAGACAGACUCAGAGAAACCAACAACUGGAAGAGUUGUUGAAGAUUCGGGAGCAAGAGUUGGAGAAUGUGCUGAUCCAGCAGAAGGAGUUGGAAAGUCGAAUUCAGCUUCUGAGCGCUGAGCAGAUGCGAGUCGUUGAACAAAAUCAGCAUCUGCGUAGCGUCAACGUCCAGCUGCAGAAGCAGACGGAGAGCUACAGUGAGCAGCUGCAGGUCGCUGUGGGUCAGCUCAGCCUGCUGCAGGUCAACGCUGCACACGAACAAGCAGCCAAUCAAAGAGAUGUGCUGAAUGUGACCCGGAACAUGCAGAAAGAAAAGGAGAGUCUUACGAGACAACUAGAGUUACUAAGGGAUAUGAACAAAAAAAUGCGCGAUGAGAAAGACGCCCAGCAGACUCAGAAGAGGAGUCCAAACAUCAAAGAGACUUUGCAGAAGAAAGAGUCAGGCAUAGGUAACGGCUUGCAGCCAGACAAGCCCCGCAAGAGACUGCUCAGCUCGUCUGGUGACCAAGACAAAGAACAAAAAGAGAUGUCAAUAUCAUCCAAGAGACACCAGCCGCCAAGUAGGGUCAGGUGUGAGAAUGUUGAGCAGACUCAAACUAAGAGCACUUUUGUCAGCCCUCGUCGAGUGUUCAAGGUGGUUUUCCUGGGUAAUUCCGGGGUCGGUAAGACUUCCUUCAUCCAGCACUACUGCAUGGGACAUUUCACCCCGGAGAUGAGCGCCACCGUGGGCAUAGAUUUCCAGAUGAAGACCGUCGCUCUUGAAUCCAUCUCAAUAACUCUGCAGCUGUGGGACACCGCUGGACAAGAGAGGUUUCGCAGCAUCACGGAUCAGUACUACCGCAAGGCUGAUGCCAUCCUCGCCCUGUAUGACAUCACUCAGCCGGACUCCUUCACAGCGGUGAGAGGAUGGCUCGACUCCGUGAAGGAGAAAAUGUGUGAAGGUACAGUGCUGAUGCUGCUCGGCAACAAAGCGGACCUGGACAACAAAGACCGGAUAAUAACACCUGCAGAAGGGCAAGUUCUUGCAAAGGAGCACCAGGCUAUAUUUUACGAAUGCAGUGCCAAGACUGGACACAACAUGGAGGAGCUGAUGACUCAUCUGGCUGAGAUGCUCAUCGUUCAGCGUAAUCAACAGUUUGAAGAGGCUUUGUUACUCAGAGGGGAUUCUUUGAAAAAAAGUUGCUGCACAUGAACAUUCAGAGGAAAUGAAUAUUCCCUUGUUGCCAUUUGUUGUAAGUUAAGUGUUUGUUUGGACAAUUUACCAAAGUUACAUAUAUGUUUCUGUAACACGCCACGAGAAACCCGUUUACAUGCUGAUGCAAACUGUGAACUCUUGGACUCAACAGUGUCUGUGUGGUUGUUACCUGUGGUUACAUUCAUUCAUUCAUUUCAUGCUGAAUAAUAUGUUGCACAUACAAU